ACGGCUUACCGAGAUGGCGGAGACAUCAACGAAGACUGUUGCGAACUUCUCUUUAUAGGAGAAAGCAUUUGCGGUAAACGAAGAUCAGUCAUGGAUGUGGGGUUUCGACAUGAGCAUGUGCAUUUGUGGAUGAGGUUUCGGUACAAAGACUGAAAACUUACCUCUACAUUUGUCCUAGUAGAAAUUAGCCUCAUCCUCCUGCAAAUGGGUAUGGCUUUCGGCAGCUUUUCCAAUCCUUGUUGUACAGGGAAUUUGCAGCAACCUAUGUAGUCGAACUUUCACAUCGGCAGCGGUUGCUAGUAUUUUCUGUCCUUCUUACUAACUGCGGCCUCUCCAGGAGAACGGGUACAAAGAACCAAUAAAUAUGUUGAACGCCUCUUCCGAUAAUCAGGAAAUGGGAAAGUCGUCAGGAUAUGAUUACGAAGUAUUUUUGAGCUUCAGAGGACUGGAUACCCGUAUGGGCAUCACUGAUUAUCUUUACACAAGCAUGAUUGACGCUGGAAUUCGGGUAUAUAAAGAUGAUGAAGAGCUCAGCACUGGGGAAGAGAUUGGUGGCCAGCUUCUCCAAGCGAUCAAGCAGUCAAAGAUCUCAAUACCAAUCUUUUCGAAAGGAUAUGCUGACAGUACAUGGUGCCUUAGGGAGUUGGUCAAGAUGGUGGAGUGCAAGAACACAAGGAGACAUAAGAUCAUGCCCAUUUUCUAUGAUGUCACACCAUCUAAGGUAAAAAACCAGACUGAGCACUAGGGCGAGGCCAUUGUUUCUCAUGCAAACAAGAAGCAGUUUGAUAAUGAGACUAUCUACAAGUGGAAGGCUGCUCUCAAUGAGGUUGGAGCGCUAAAGGGUUGGGAUCUCGGAAGUAUGCCAAACAGAGGCAAAGGAGAAUUCGUGAAAGAUGUCGUCAAUGAUGUUUUGACGGAGUUGAAAACUGCCUACUUGGAACUAUCCGAUUGCUUAGUUGAAGUAGACAAUCAUGUGGAUGAAAUCAUAAGGAUGGUAGGCCCACACGACCAUGAAACAAAGAUCGUUGGAAUCCACGGUAUGGGUGGCGUGGGAAAGACGACUCUUGCCAAAAUAGUGUACAAUCAACUUUCUAAUAAUUUUGUUGAUUGUUGCUUCCUUGGUGACAUCCGAAAAAAAGAGAUCACGCGCUUGCAAAAUCAACUCUUAUCGACCAUCCUUAAAAGAAAAUGGCAUGACAUCAAUGAUGUCAUGGAAGGGAAAAAGCUAAUCAAGGAAAGGUUGUGCUCUAAAACAGUGCUUCUUCUACUUGAUGAUGCUGAUGAGGCAAGUCAACUUGGUGCACUCAUGCAUAAGCGUGAGUGGUUUGGUAAGGGAAGCAGGAUUAUCAUUACAACUAGAGAUCAAGGAAUUCUUAAAGUGCCCACACUUGUUGAUGGGACUUAUGAACUUACGGCCAUGGAUUUUGAUCAUUCUCUUCAACUUUUUAGCAAACAUGCUUUUAGAAGAGAUUAUCCCUUAGAGCAAUAUGUCUCUCACUCUGAAAGAGCCGUAAAUAUUUGUAGCGGUCUUCCUUUAGCUCUUGAGGUUGUAGGAUCUCUUCUAUCUGGAAAAAGCGUAGAGGAGUGGGAUGUCACAUUAAAGGAGCAACAAGAAUCUCCUCAAGAGGAUGUUGGAAAGAAGUUGAUGAUCAGCAUCGAGGCAUUAAAUGAAAACCAAAGAAAAAUGUUUCUUGAUAUUGCUUGUUUUUUCAUUGGGUAUGAUAGGAGGAUUGUGAUUCCCAUGUGGGAGAGCUGUAAAUUUCUUCCUCAUCAGUCUCUUGGAGUCCUCCAGCAAAGAUCUUUGAUAAAGAUUAAAGAUGAUAACCAACUGUGGAUGCAUGAUUGGUUAAGGGAUGUUGGAAGAAAUUUUAUACAACAAGGAAGUGGUAUGAAACCAGAGAAGCAACAAUGGGUGUGGACUCAUGAGCAGGCUUUGGAUGUUCUGGAGAAAACACAGAAUGGAGGUGGUGUUCCUGGAAUUGGAAGCAUUGAAGCAAUAUGUCUUGAGUUUGAUGAACUAUCUCAAUACUCCUUGAUAAAAGAACUUUUAGCAAGUCUUUCUAAUCUAAGGUUCCUUCAAGUGGACAAAAAGUUCAUUCGUCAAGUGGAUAGCAAGGACUUAAGUGGAGACUCAGUGUCUAUCCUUACUCAAGCGGAUCGUUUCCAAUAUCACCAGAGGUUAAAUUUUGUUCAAACCACAUUUGGCCCACUUAUCCUUCCAGAGUUGAGAUGGCUUUCAUGGAAUUACUUUCCUAUGGAUUUUGAGCUGACCAAUUUCUCCUUGAGGAAGCUAGUAAUCCUUGACUUCUCAUGGAGUGAAAUCACGGAAGAAUGGGCUGGAUGGAGCUACUUCAAGUUGGCUAAGAAUUUGAAGGUCCUAAAUCUGACAGGAUGCAAAAAUUUGCGUAAAACUCCAGACUUGUCUUUUCUUGUGUACUUAGAGCGGCUGAUUCUCGAAAGUUGUAGGAGUUUGGUUCAAAUUGAUCCGUCCAUUAGUCACCUUAAGAGGUUAGUCUUCUUAAACUUGAAGGGCUGUCGUUAUCUCAGCAAGCUACCAAACGAGAUGGGGCAGCUAGAAUCUUUAAGGGAACUUCUUUUGGACUCUACAUCUAUAGAAGAGAUCCCUGAAUGGAGAAAGAUGGAGAAACUGGAAAUUCUCAGCUUGGUUCAAUGUAAUGCACUGAAAAAAUUUGAUUUCCUCGGUACCGCAGGAGAGCUUUAACUAGUGGGAAACCAUUUGAUUCAACUGCCUAAGUCGAUCGAAAAUUUCAACGCAUUGAUUGAGUUAGAUAUAUCGGGUUCCGGUAUUAGGGAGUUACCAGAUUCAAUUAGGUACAUGAAGAAUUUGAAAGUGCUAAAGAUGCGCCAAAGCUUCCUAAGAAAGCUACCUAUCGCCAUUGGAAUGUUGGAGAAGCUCGAACAGCUAGAGGCAGGGGUUUUUCCAAGAGGAGAAGUUCCCGUUAAUAUUGGGCAGCUACCAUUUUUAAGUAAAUUGGUGUUAGCGUACACAGAAAUUUCAGCCUUGCCUCAGCAUCCAGAAAGUCUAAUCACUCUAGACUUUCAUACACCUUCAAUGGAGACAAUGUCGGACCUCUCGAACCUAUUGAAUUUGAGAGUUUUGAAGUGGCAUGUAAGAUUCAAGAAUCCUUUGAAACUUGAAUCAGCUCCAAGUUCUUGGGGGAUUGGAAGAUUACGCAUGCUUGAGACCUUGGACUUGUAUUGCCCUGACAUCGACUCCUUACCUUCCGAUCUUGUUCUCCUUUCUCAACUGAAGGGGCUCAAUCUCUGGUGCUCUAAUUUGCAAUGCCUACCAAGGCUUCCGACAAAUUUGUCAUGCUUACGUCUCAAAUUUUGCAAAAGCAUGAAAACAACGAAUGAUAUGUCCAACUUGAAAGCAUUAUCACAUCUGUACAUAGGUUUAUGUGACGAGCUAACAGAGAUUGAAGGCCUUGAAGGUUUGGAGAACCUGAGAACACUAAUGCUCGUCAGGCUUCCAUCAUUGGCAAAGUUGCCUGAUCUGACUAACUUGAAGAAGCUUAAGAAGAUUUUUCUAAGCUUCUGUACUGAGCUGUUUGAGAUUCCAGAUUGUCCGGAUUCGUUGGAGAUACUUGAGAUUCACAACUGUUUUAAACUACAAAAGUUGCCCGUUCCAUCAAGCUCCAAGAAUCUGAAAGUUUCGGUUCGAUGGGAAUGGGAAUGGGCUUGACUACAACGGUACAAACAAUCUUUUCUUCUUGUAAUGUUCACGUUUUUCUUAUGUAGAUUUUGGAUUAUAUAUGCAUUAAGGCCCCGAACAAGUGUGGUCUCUCCAGCUUUGUAAUGUGAUUUCGGUUACUGAAAAAUAAAU
Molecule: messenger RNA, 3847 nt
Organism: Rhodamnia argentea
Lineage: Eukaryota; Viridiplantae; Streptophyta; Magnoliopsida; Myrtales; Myrtaceae
Product: disease resistance protein RUN1-like
Exons: 4
Coding region: 860-2722 (620 amino acids)
Biological process (GO): defense response
Molecular function (GO): ATP hydrolysis activity; ADP binding
Source: RefSeq, a predicted model, not a curated record